AUGGUAAACGCAAUGCUAGCACGUCCCAUUAGAAUCUUCCACAUUCAACGUGACGAGCACCUCGCACUCAUAGAGAUGAAAUUGGUCCUCAGCAGCUCGUGGUCGAGCAAUCAUCUAUCGCCUACUUUCUGUCCCUUUGAAACUUGCCUCUCACGACCAAUUCCGUUGCCUGCUAUACCCUCAAACACAGCCAGCAUCCAAACUCCAAACUCUAAAACCUGCAACACCCCGAGGAAAGGUCCGAGCAUCUUCACAUUAUGUCUGCACCUCUGUCUGGUCAAUUGA
Molecule: messenger RNA, 285 nt
Organism: Pochonia chlamydosporia 170
Lineage: Eukaryota; Fungi; Ascomycota; Sordariomycetes; Hypocreales; Clavicipitaceae
Exons: 1
Coding region: 1-285 (94 amino acids)
Source: RefSeq, a predicted model, not a curated record